UUCUUUUAUAGGUACAUCGAGUGGCAGUGGCAGUGGCAGUGGCACCUCGAUUUUCGAUGCAUCUGACACGUCUGUGACCCACAGCCCAUUCGAUGCCACUGCAUGGUUUGCUGGCCCUUAUCCAUUGGACUUCGAGCCCUGGUCAUCUGAAACAGGCUCCAUGCAGCCUUGAAACGAACCCUCGUCCUCAAAAGCCCUCUCUACGGAUUACCGGCGUGGAUGCUAGACAAUGCACGAGCACGGCCGGGGCGGAGCAGUCCAGGAAAAGAAGAGAGGGGGGAAGAAUAUCGCACUUUCAAGUGGCCCCGGUGUAUGGUAGUGUAACUGAAUGGCGCCCACCGGUACAAUGCUUGGGCCACGCGGUUGUUGGAUACACAUCAUAGCACAGAGACCCUUAGUGUGACUGUAGCAGCAUCCAUUUAUUCAUACA
Molecule: messenger RNA, 430 nt
Organism: Aspergillus heteromorphus CBS 117.55
Lineage: Eukaryota; Fungi; Ascomycota; Eurotiomycetes; Eurotiales; Aspergillaceae
Exons: 1
Coding region: 93-383 (96 amino acids)
Source: RefSeq, a predicted model, not a curated record